Messenger RNA from Platichthys flesus (European flounder), 2795 nucleotides. It is a transcript of the gene cpne4b, whose product is annotated as copine IVb. The record is from RefSeq and is a predicted model, not a curated record. NCBI's taxonomy places the organism in Eukaryota, Metazoa, Chordata, Actinopteri, Pleuronectiformes, Pleuronectidae. Gene Ontology annotation, cellular component: plasma membrane. Gene Ontology annotation, molecular function: calcium-dependent phospholipid binding. The transcript is spliced from 16 exons. Bases 296 to 1957 code for a protein of 553 amino acids. Gene Ontology annotation, biological process: cellular response to calcium ion.
CUUUCACCCGGAGUCAACCCAGGAGCACGGAGCGCAUCCUCCUCGCUCGGACCCCGCGGGAAUUAGAAAAGCAGCCCCGCGCACUCUCUGACAGCCGAACAACCCCGGCCGAGCUCUGCGGUGUGUGAGAGAGGGAGGGAGAGAGACUACCCGCAGACACAGAGAGUGAGGAGAGGGAGAUGGGUACGGAGGCGCGCAGUUGCCCGUGAUUGUCCAGUGAACGGCGGUGAAGUUGCUCGGCUCCUCUCGGAUCCUUUCCCCUCCAGGUCGUUGAGUGUGAGAUUGUGUGUUCAGCAUGAGUAACAUCUAUGAGUCUGCAGAGGCCACGCUGGGCUUCAUCAGCUCUCCGUGCCUGGCUAAAGUGGAGCUCAGAGUUGCCUGCCGGGGGAUCUCGGACCGCGAUGCCCUCUCCAAGCCUGACCCCUGCGUGGUGCUGAAGAUGCAGUCGCACGGGCAGUGGUUUGAGGUGGACCGUACCGAGGUGAUCCGCAGCAGCAGCGGCCCCGUCUUCUCCAAGAUCUUCCUGGUGGAUUACUACUUCGAGGAGGUGCAGAGGCUCCGCUUUGAACUCCAUGACAUCAGCUCCGGCAACAACGGCCUCCGUGAUGCCGACUUCCUGGGAUCCAUGGAGUGCACCUUAGGACAGAUCGUCUCCCAGAGGAAACUGACCAAAGCUCUACUGAAACAGGGAAACACUUCGGGGAAGUCGUCUAUAACAGUGACAGCGGAGGAGUUGUCUGGAAACGACGAUUACGUGGAACUCUCCUUCAGCGCUCGUAAGCUCGACGACAAGGAUUUCUUCAGCAAGUCGGACCCCUUCCUGGAGAUUUUUAGGGUGAAUGACGAUGGCACUGAGUCGCUCGUGCACAGAACUGAGACAGUCAUGAACGACCUGAGCCCGGUUUGGAAAUCCUUCAAAGUUUCCUUGAACACGCUCUGCAGCGGCGACCACGACAGGGAGCUAAAGUGCACAGUUUGGGACUGGGACUCUAAUGGGAAACAUGACUUUAUCGGGGAGUAUCAGACCACGUUUAAGGAGAUGAGGGCGGAGCAGGAGGGAAAGCAGCUUCAAUGGGAGUGCAUCAACCCCAAAUACCAGAUGAAGAAGAAGAAUUACAGAAACUCUGGUGUUGUCAUGCUCAACCACUGUAAGAUCAUCAAAAUGUAUUCCUUCCUGGAAUACAUCAUGGGCGGCUGUCAAAUUCAGUUCACAGUGGCAAUAGACUUCACAGCAUCCAAUGGGGAUCCCAGAAACAGCUGCUCCCUUCACUACAUCCACCCCUACCAGCCCAACGAGUACCUCAAAGCUCUGGUGGCUGUGGGGGAGAUCUGCCAAGACUAUGACAGUGAUAAGAUGUUCCCAGCGUUCGGCUUCGGAGCUCUGAUACCACCUGACUUCAAGGUUUCACACGAUUUCGCCGUGAACUUCGAUGAGGACAAUCCUGAAUGUGCUGGGAUCCAAGGCGUCGUGGAGGCCUACCAGAAUUGCCUCCCCAAGAUCCAGCUGUACGGGCCCACCAACAUCGCCCCAAUCAUCCAGAAAGUGGCCUCGUCCGCCUCCGAGGAGAUGCACACCAAGGAGGCCAUGGAGUACUUCAUCCUGCUGAUCCUGACAGACGGCGUCAUCACCGACAUGGCGGACACGCGGGAGGCCAUUGUGCACGCCUCCCACCUGCCCAUGUCCGUCAUCAUCGUCGGCGUCGGCAACGCGGACUUCACGGACAUGCAGAUACUGGACGGGGACGACGGCAUCCUGCGCUCACCCAAGGGCGAGCCAGUGCUCCGCGACAUCGUCCAGUUCGUCCCGUUCAAGGACUUCAAACACGCCUCCCCAGCUGCCCUGGCUAAGAGCGUUUUGGCAGAAGUCCCCAACCAGGUGGUGGAUUACUACAACGCGAAAGGCAUCACACCCAAGUGUAUGUCAGACUAUGAGUCCACAAGAACGUUCAGCCCCUGACAAUGGACUGCCUGCAUACAUACACCUAAUUACACAUAUACAGCAUACUGUAUAUCAUAUAUACAUAGAAAUAUACAUUUAUUUACUGUAUAGUACAUAUACACAUGCAAAAGCACAAGUACACAUACACACAUGAACAAGCACACACAGGCGUACUACAUACUACAUACAGUAGUCUAGCUCAGAGAAUUAGAUUGUUCUGGUGAAAUAAUUUGAACUCCUCCAUUGAUGACUGUUGCAUGUGUGGCCAUGGCAUCACCUGGGAAAUUAUUACUCUCUACUGUAUAUCUGAAACGAUCUUUAUAGAAAUAAGAGCAGUCUUCUGAGCCAGCAUGCAGACUCAACCCAAUGCCUGCCCAAAGAAAUGACACUCUUACCUUAUUCAGAUAACUAGCAAGUACAUAUAGACCAAAAGAUCUGUGAGUAGAUGAACCAAAGUGUGUGACUGCAUAGCCCUAAAAGCUUAGAAUUAGCAUUGCAAAUCUUAUUAUGGGAAUGGUAGCGUCGCUGUUAGUGUACUGCAUAAAUGCAUGCAUAAUUUAGCCCCUGCUAAUAUCCUGUCUGCAGUAUCCUCUUGCUAGUUAUGAAAUAAAGUAUCUCUGUCAUUCCAGUGGCAUUCAAACUCGACUUGGGUGUUUCGGGUUCUUUUCUACAGAUCUGUUUGACAUUUUGCUAAAUGGAAAUGAACAACUGAAUAAUUGUAAUAAUUUCUUAAUAACCUUCUUACAUUGUAAAGAGUGCUGGGAGGUUAGACAAGCGUGUGUGGUAGAGACUCAUCUGUGAGCAAAAACUUCUGUAUUCUGCAUGUUGAUUAUAAUAAAGACACGUUGGUUUCUCA